UGGUGACACCUUGGGAUGAAGAUUACAUUUGUGAAUAAGGGGCAAAAAUGCUAAAACUGUGAGAAAUAGAGCUACGUUACCAUGUUGUAUGUUGUACCAUACAAAGGCAAACGCCUGUGUAUUACGCUUGUAAGUUAACGAUGCAGUAUCGAAACCGAAAAUCACAAUACUCUCAGACACGAACCUGGGUCACCUUUGAAAUGGCAGAACCGCGACACGCCACUUCCACUUCCCAGAGUUUGUGCCUCCGUUUCAGACACAUCCAUAUGAGCUAACAGUGCUAUCAAACUUAAUCAUCCAUGCAUCCAUCCAUCCAUUUUCUGAGCCACUUCUCCUCACUAGGGUCGCGGGCGUACUGGAGCCUAUCCCAGCUAUAAUCGGGCAGGAGGCGGAGUACACCAUGAACUGGUUGCCAGCCAAUCGCAGGGCACAUUCAAACAAACAACCAUUCGCACUCACAUUCAUACCUACGGGCAAUUUAGAGUUUCCAAUUAAUGCAUGUUUUUGGGAUGUGGGAGGAGACCAGAGUGCCCGGAGAAAACCCACGCAGGCACGGGGAGAACAUGCAAACUCCACACAGGCGGGACCGGGGAUUGAACCCGAUUCCUCAGAACUGUGAGGCUGACGCUCUAACCAGUCGGCCACCGACUAAAAUCUAAGCCUUAAUUGAAAAAGAUAUUUCUUCAGCAAGCCCCCUCCAACUGUGUGUCAUGUGACUACUUUUUCCGCUAACGGUUGUAUGCUCGGCGUGAGUAAAAUGUUAAAAUUGUUCUGUUGAACGACAUGAGGAGAGUGGACCGGAGGAGUGGAAGAAAAAUGGCUAGUGCUACUAAAAACCAUGAAAUUGUGGAGCCUCCAAGCGAAUUUAGUGAGAACAAUGAGAAGACUGCGAUUGGCUGGCAACCAGUUCAGGGUGUACCCCGCCUCCUGCCCGAUGACAGCUGGGAUAGGCUCCAGCACGCCCGCGUACCCUAGUGAGGAGAAGCGGCUCAGAAAAUGGAUGGAUGGAUGGACAAUGAGAAGAGUCGGCAUCGUCGUACAUAACAAGUGACAUUAAUCUAUUACAGGACGAAUCAGCAACGUCUCUGACGAUGCUGUAGUACAAAACAAUUAAGUAAAUCAAUAAAAAUUCUCUCAUGGUUUUCUUGUGACUUCCAUUCAAGGAAAUCGUUAUGAAAGCUUGACAAAAUGCAUUUACGGUAGAUGCUCACACUGUAAUAUGAUUAAUGCAUUACAAUGUGUGUGUCUGUGUAUAUGUGACUUUUGCUAUUUUAGUCACAUUUACUAUGCAACCGGCGCUUACAAAUUUGAUGACUUGAUCAUCAUGUCAUUUCAUUUGCAAAAUUAGAUUUUUAUUUUAAUUUUAUUUUUUUUUCCUGCGUCACAGUGGCUCAUUCAAAAGAUAAGGCGCUGGGUAAAGGUCAGAGGUAAUUACAUACAUGCGCACAGACACACACACACACACACACACACACGCGCACGCGGGUAGUGGUGCAAUAUGCCUCAUUGCAUAAUCUUUACUUUGAAUCCACCAUCUUAAUCUUGUUGUUUUCAAUUGAUGUCAUUAAACACUGAACUUGGCAGGGUGACCACUGAAAACAUGUGGGGGCUGUUUGGUUCUUGGGCAUUCCUCAUCCGAUUACCAGUAAGCUUUUGCAACAAACACAAAUGAUUAAGGUUCACGAAGGAAACCCCACAUGACUUUUCUUUAGCAAUGCCUUCUCUGCCUUCCCUCGGGGGCCUCCCUCCAGUCCUUCCAUCAGUAUAUGUCAAGUGUGUGACUCUGGUCCCGAGCGUCACUUUUUCUUUUGGUGGUCACCAUGGAGAAGCCGGCUCCCGAGCCCCAAGUCGGAGGCCCCCCGGUGGGACCGCAGACCCCGACUGCCGGAGAUGUGCCCCAGGUGGGAAUGGUUGCCAAGCUUUUGGGGUGCCGUUGGCUGCCUCCGGUCUACAGGGAGGAGCUCUACGAGGUGUUGAAGCUCAUGGGACCCCUGCUGCUGUUCCACAUCCUGAACUUCCUGCAGCCUCUCGUCAUCUCCAUCUUCUGCGGUCACAUUGGCACUGCGGAGCUGGCCGGAUACGCGCUGGCGUCUGCGAUCAUCAACGUGAGCACCACGGUGAUCGUGCAGGGCCUCACCAUGGCUUGUGACACGCUCAUCUCUCAGACGUACGGCAGCAAGAACCUGGAGCGCGUGGGCGUCAUCCUGCAAAGGAGUUCGCUCAUCCUUCUGCUCUUCUGCUUGCCCUGCUGGGCCGUGCUCAUCAACGCCCACCACCUGCUGCUCCUCAUGCACCAGGACCACCACGUUGCCAGGAUCGCGCAGCUCUACAUGAUGGCCUUCCUCCCGGCCGUUCCAUCUACGUUCCUGCAUCAGCUGCAGGUGGCCUACCUGCAAAAUCAGGGCAUCAUCCUGCCUCAGAUGUACACGGCAGCGUUGGCCAACCUUUUCAAUUUGGGGGCCAACUACGUCUUGAUCGUCAGCCUAAAGAUGGGCGUCGUCGGUUCGGCCGUGGCCAACAGCCUGGCUCAGGUGGCCAUCUGCCUGUUACUCUACGCCUACAUCCGAUGGAAGAAGCUCCACAGGCACACGUGGGGAGGCUGGUCCACCGAGUGUCUGCAGGACUGGGGCUCCUUCAUGAGGCUGGCGGUGCCCAGUAUCUUCAUGGUGUGCUUUGAGUGGUGGAUCUGGGAGAUUGGAGGCUUCCUUGCAGGUGUUCUGGGCGAGGCGGAUCUUGCGGCCCAGCACGUGAUGGUGGAGAUAUCAGCCAUUACGUACAUGUUUCCGCUGGGCAUCCAAACAGCUGCCUGCGUUCGUGUGGGCAACGCCCUGGGAGCAGGAGACACCGCCAGAGCCAUCCUCUCAUGUAAAGUAGCGCUGGUCCUAUCAGGACUGCUGGCUGUGCCCCAGGGUAUCGUAAUUGUCAGCACCAAGUCCGUCCUCGGCUACGUUUUCACGUCAGACGAAAACAUUGCUGCCAUGGUGUCCGAGAACCUCACCAUCUACACAUUCCUGCAGUUUUUUGACUCAAUCCUAUGCGUGUGCUCCGGAAUUCUGGUCGGCUGCGGAAUGCAGAAGAUCGCCGCUGCGUCCAACCUGGUGAGCUACUACUGCAUCGGCCUGCCAAUAGGGGUCGCCCUCAUGUUUGCCGCCCGCCUCCGAAUAUUCGGCUUGUGGCUGGGUCUCCUGACGUGUGUAUGCCUUGAGGCGUCUUUCUUCCUCAUUCUUAUUUUCAAGCUCAACUGGAAAAAAGUCACCAAGGAGGCUGAGGAGCGAGCUGGGAAGAAAGUUCUGGUGCCGAACGAAGUGACGCUGUGCGACUGCUCGGUGGACGGCCAGGAAGCUUCAAAGAGUCAGGAUCGGGAGGCCAAGGACAAAGCGGGGAAGUGGCUCUCCGCCACGCAGCUCGUCUUGCGGAGGGGCUUUGCCCUCUUGGCGGCGGUCAUCACGCUUGCGGUGGGCGUUGCCGUUCACCUCGCCUUUCCCGUUCCGGAAAUCUCGAUGUCCAACUCAGUGAACUUUACCAAAAUCUGGACCAAUGUGUCCACGGACACACCCUCGACUUGGAUGGAACCAACUCCCAUGGACCUCUCAAUACGCAGGGUUUUUUAAAAUUAUUAUUAUGAAACUAAAUCGUUGCACACUAACCCUUCCAUACUAAACUACUCUUUUACUGUAAAUUAUUUGUCCAUGUUUUUUUUUUUUACUUAUUAAGACAUACAGAAUAUUCCUUGUGGAGGCGUGUUGCUAGGCAGACUUCACAGGGCUCAAUAAUCUCUGCACCGUAAGAAAAACAACAAGCAGAGCCAUAUGGAUUAAUUUAGCCACUAACUACUAAACUCGUCUGUAUUCCAUCCAUCCAUCCUUCUCCGCCCAUCCAAGGUUGAGUCUACUCUGUAUUCAUUAUGUUUGCUUGGUCACUUGUUGCUGGACAGAUUUCAAAUGAUUGUGCCCCAGAUGCCAAACGAGACGUGUACUCGCAGAUUAAUUUUGUCAACGAAUAACUCAAAUAUGCAGCACGGUGGAUGACUGGUUAGAGCGUCUGCCCCACAGUUCUGAGGACUGGGGUUCAAUCCCCGGCCCCGCCUGUGUGGAAUUUGCAUGUUCUCCCCGUGCCUGCGUGGGUUUUCUCGGGGCACGCCGGUUUCCUCCCACAUCCCAAAAACAUGCGUGGUAGGUUAAUUGACAACUCUAAAUUGCCUGUAGGGGUGCUUGUGAGAGCGAAUGGUUGUUUGUUUAUAUGUGCCCAGCGAUUGGCUGGCAACCAGUUCAGGGUGUACCCCGCCUCCUGCCUGUUGAUAGCUGGGAUAGGCUCCAGCACGUCUGUGACCCUAGUGAGGAGAAGCGGCUGGAUGGAUGGAUAACUAAAAUAUCAACAGAAUUUACUUGUCAUGUCACAUGAUUUUUUGGUUACUUGUUGCUCGGCAGAUUUCAUGAGGCACAGUUAUUUGUAUGUACAGUAGUACCUCCCUGUAACAUUGUGAAAAUCCAUACCCCAAGCCAGUUUCACUUAACAAAAUGAAAGUUGCACAUGUCUAUCAUGAUAGACUCACAAAAAAAGUCUCAAGAACCCAUGGCCAAAAUCACAGCAAAAGUCCCCCAUGUUGGUUUAAAGGAGCCAUUUUAGGGUCAUACUGGCCAUUUCCAGGGGUCUUUCAAAGAUGAACUUGUCCCAGAUGCUUUUUUCCGAUUGCUACCAAAUUUAAAAAUUGUAUACUACACAGAUGUGUUUGUAAAAUUCAGCCCCUAAAGCCCAUUUAACUUAGCAUCAUGACAUUUGGUUGACAUGUCUGUCAUGAGUAGACCGACCAAAAAUGCUCAAGACACGCCCAAAAAGACACAGGAAGGCAAAUUUUUUUUGUCAAAGCAGCUAUGAAGGGGACAAAGUUUGAUGACUUGUCGUGAAAUAAUUUUAGCCAGCCCCUACAGCCAGUUUUACUAAUUACCAUAAAAUUUGGUAGGCAUGUCUAUAAAGAGUAGACCCACAAAAAAGUCUCAAGAAGCCAUGCCCCAAAAGACAUGUUUAUCACACUGUCAAGAAGAACUGUUUCCACGAGUUGUGUGCAACAACACGCAGACAUACACACACCCUUGCUGGUGUUAAUGGCAGCACAGCGUGACACCGAUUGCGGUUUUCAUACAGGAAAUCUCAGGCAAACUCAGCAAGGCGCCUGAGCCGACGUCGCCCGUUGUGAUGAGUGACGGAAGCAGAGGUGAUUCCAGGUUGAUUUGGAAUGCACUCUACAAUUGUGUGCACCAGUGUUGACACCUUUAUCCUGCGAGCUGGUGUUUAACACAAAAGUAUGUUUUUAUUCCUUUAAUUAAACCUUUUAAAUCUUUUUUAGCUAGCUAGGUUCUUCCAAGGAUUUUCCCAUUGAAUUUAGGUGAAAGUCCAACAUUAGGUUUGUCUAAAGAUUUUCCCAAAGGAUUUUGGUGAAAAUCCAACAUUAACAAAAUCAAAAUAACAACUUGCUCAUGUUAGCCAGAAAUGCUAAUACCAUGUGAUGAAAACUAACAACGCUCGCAAUUUAG
Messenger RNA from Phyllopteryx taeniolatus (common seadragon), 5531 nucleotides. RefSeq names its product solute carrier family 47 member 1 (gene slc47a1). Gene Ontology annotation, molecular function: antiporter activity; xenobiotic transmembrane transporter activity. Gene Ontology annotation, biological process: xenobiotic detoxification by transmembrane export across the plasma membrane. The record is from RefSeq and is a predicted model, not a curated record. The transcript has 18 exons. Gene Ontology annotation, cellular component: membrane. The coding region runs from base 1821 to 3611 and encodes 596 amino acids. NCBI's taxonomy places the organism in Eukaryota, Metazoa, Chordata, Actinopteri, Syngnathiformes, Syngnathidae.